CGCCAUGUUAUUUGCAGCGUUGUGUACGAGGAACUCUAGGCGUGCAAGCAGGAACCAGCAUCGUGCAGGACCCUUCCAGUGCACCGACGCCUUGGACUGCUUUGAGAUUCGAUUAGUUGCUUUCUUUUAGUUAUUCGAAUGUGCAUUGAUUACGUGGGGCUUGGCACGUAAGCGGCGCCCUGGCGAAACAUUCCAUGCCUGCCGGAACCGGCUUGUGACACAGCUAGGCGACAGCAAUGGCCAGUGAAGAGGGGCUUCGCGACCGUGAGCAGCAAGAAGGGUAUCGCGCCCCCCGUGUGACCUUAACCAUCAAGGACUUCGACGUGCUCGGGCGCAUUGGAGAUGGCAGCUUCUCCACGGUGUUUCUGGCGCGCCAGAAGCAGAGCGGGAAGCAAUACGCCAUCAAAAUGAUGAACAAGCACCUCGUCAUGCGCAAUAAAAUGGUCGAGUACAUAAAGAACGAGCGGUUUAUUCUGGACAAGUUCGACGACGCGGGCAUCGCCAAGCUGCACUUCACGUUCCAGGACCCGGACAACCUGUACAUGGGAAUGGAGUACUGCGCCGGCGGGGAGUUGUACGAGCAAAUCAACAAGCGCGGGCGGCUGCCUCUGGAGGCUGUACGGUUCUACGCGGCGGAGGUGGUGCUCAUCCUGGAGUACCUGCGGAAGGCGCAGGUGGUGCACAGGGACCUGAAGCCUGAGAACCUGCUGCUGUCGGGCGACGGCCACCUCAAGCUGAUCGACUUCGGCAGCGCGCGGGCCUUCUUCCUGCCGGCGGCGGAGAAGCCGCCCGGCAAGCAGCGCGCAACCUCCUUUGUGGGCACCGCCGAGUACGUGUCGCCCGAGGUGCUGCUGAACGCGCCGCUGAGCUACCCCGCAGACCUGUGGGCGCUGGGCUGCAUGAUCUACCAGAUGAUCGUGGGCCGGCCGCCCUUCAAGGCCGCCAGCGAGUAUCUGACCUUCCAGAAGAUCACCGACAGGGAAUUCGCCUAUCCAGGCGACCCAGGCUACAACGCCGACGGGGAGCCCGACGACGAGGAGGGCGGCGAGGAGGAGGAGGAGGAGGCGGGGGGGAAAGAGGGGAAGGCGGAGGGGGGCGCAGCCGCAGUGGAGGCAGCAGCGCAGCGGGAGGGCGCGGAUGCGGAGGCCGCCGCGGCGGGCGGCGAGGGGGCGGGCAGCAGCAGCGGGGCAGGAACAGGCGGUGGUGGCGGGGGAUUGGGGGCGGCGGGCAAGGUGCCGAAGCUGCGUGGGCCGGUGGUGUAUCCGGAUGAUGCACGUGACCUGACGGACCGGCUGUUGACGAUGGAGCCUGCGGCGCGCAUUGGCGCGGAGGACAUGGCUGAGCUACGGGCGCACCCCUUCUUCGCCGGGGUGGACUGGGCGGCGCUGCGGGCCGGACCCGCGCCGCCCUACCUGCCGCCGCGGGUGCCGGGAGCGCCGGGCAGCGACGGCGGCUACGAAGAGGGCUUGGACUGGGAGCUGACCUCGCUGGUGCGCGACGCGGCCGAGAGCUAGCAGUGGAGGCGAGCAGCGGCGCGAUCAGGGUGGGCGCGCUGGAACCCAGCUGGUGCGGUGUUGAAAGUGCUUGGUUGUGGCCAGCGGUUAGGAUGCGGUGAGGUGCUGGCUGUGCUUGCUAGCUAGCUGAGUGCUGGGUGGUGUGGGCGUGUGGCUGGGUGGCGUGGCGGAGGUGGCCAGGCGCCCGUGGGGCUUGGGAGCCUGGCAGACGCCCAGACGUCGGUGAGCGGUGCGUGGGCGAUGUGUGUGGUGGGCAAAGACUAAAUGCCCGUGUAACACUACUGCGCUUCCUACCUGCCUUUCCAAGCCAGGGCGCUCACAUGAAUCUAUGAAGUGCAUGCCAAGCUAACAAGAAAUGCAAGGGGAUGUUGUGUGGUACUACGGUGUACCGGGGGGUAGUGCCGGGCUGCCGAUCGUGGGUCGCAUCCUUCUGCACGGCGCACGUCUUGGGAGGGCGCGUGCCCGCCACGGCACCCCUCGGGAGGGAGGGGGAACCCAAAGGCACUUGCGUGUUGUCUUGCGGCGUGAGCGUGCGAGCGACCUAGGCAGCUGUCGCGGGGCCUCGGCGGGAAUGGGUGUCAGUCACUGGCUCGUGCACUGCAUCAGCAGGUCCUUAGAACCCAUGCAACCUGUUGUUGUAGGCGUGCGGACAGACUUCUGGCGCGUAGGCGUGCUAUACAUCUGGGCUGUGGCUCUUGAGACGCAGGGCGGUACGGGGAAACGUGGAGGCAGCAGGCUCGGAUUCCGUGAUCUUGUAAGCAAAGACCUUAGCUAGGAAGGAGGGGCAAUGCGACGAGAGCAGCGCCACAAGGGACGGCGCAAAUGGCCAAGAUUGGAACGUUCUGGGCGCUUCGGCGUGCGCUGCGCUGCCUUGUGCGCUGCCAGCGCUGCGCUCCGUGGCGUGCCCGGGACCGUGCGCAAGUAUGUACUACGGGAGUGUGAAUGGAAGCUACUUGCGGAAAGCGUUGGACCACGCGCAAGCGCUUCCAUGGGGUGGAUGCCUACCAACGUUGGGCCUAGCCGGAGCGAGGCCUGGCCUGUGCGGGCCUUGGCCUGAUUCGGGCUCCGUUGGCCAGUCCGGCCAACUUAAAAAUACUCAAAG
Chlamydomonas reinhardtii is the source of this 2616-nucleotide messenger RNA. RefSeq lists its product as uncharacterized. Gene Ontology annotation, biological process: peptidyl-serine phosphorylation; intracellular signal transduction. Gene Ontology annotation, molecular function: ATP binding; protein serine/threonine kinase activity. The transcript has 9 exons. The record is from RefSeq and is a predicted model, not a curated record. The coding region runs from base 237 to 1514 and encodes 425 amino acids. NCBI's taxonomy places the organism in Eukaryota, Viridiplantae, Chlorophyta, Chlorophyceae, Chlamydomonadales, Chlamydomonadaceae.